Teleopsis dalmanni is the source of this 897-nucleotide messenger RNA. Its product is annotated as homeobox protein bagpipe-like. Gene Ontology annotation, cellular component: nucleus. Gene Ontology annotation, biological process: cell differentiation; regulation of transcription by RNA polymerase II. Gene Ontology annotation, molecular function: DNA-binding transcription factor activity, RNA polymerase II-specific; RNA polymerase II cis-regulatory region sequence-specific DNA binding. Bases 25 to 897 code for a protein of 290 amino acids. The record is from RefSeq and is a predicted model, not a curated record. The transcript is spliced from 3 exons. Lineage: Eukaryota; Metazoa; Arthropoda; Insecta; Diptera; Diopsidae.
UAUUUAUUGCUACGGCUAAGUAAAAUGUUAACAAAUAUGGAAAGUGCUAAUAGUGCUAUAUCGGGACUCAGUAAAACACUCACAACCCCAUUUUCUAUAAAUGAUAUUUUAACGCGAAAUAACAAUACACUUAAUGGUUCGCAUUUAGAGCAUCGUCGUUUAUCCGGCGGUUUGGAAUCUGAAACGGAUCUUUUGUCCAUUAAAGUGAAUCGACGAAAAUCGCUUGAGGAAAACAAUUCCGAGAAUUGUUGUCGUAACGCGGGUGACAUAAAUCUUUAUAGUAAAUUGGCAACACAGUGUGCUAUAUCGCCGCCGGAUCGUGUGAAUCACAGUCGCGAAAUUAAAAUGAAUAAUGUGGCAAGCAGCGAAUACAUUCAGUAUUAUUCUGCCUUGGAUAAUAAUAAUCACACCGAUUUUAUGCAACACAAAUUGGGUAAUUUUUUUGGGACUAAUAGCAAUGUUCUAAAUAUGGGGAAUGGAAAUAAUCGUGAUUGUCAUCCAAUCGAUAUGAGAAGGUGCACAAACAAUGAUUCCGACUGUGAUUCUCCACCACCAGCUAUUUAUGGUGUUGGCACUAGUGACAGUUCACUUACCGAUGAAAAUUCUGCUAUUAAUCGUAAGAAGCGUUCACGUGCCGCUUUCAGUCAUGCACAGGUUUUUGAACUAGAACGGCGUUUUUCCCAACAGAGAUAUCUAAGUGGACCUGAACGUUCAGAAAUGGCCAAAACCUUACGCUUAACUGAAACUCAAGUUAAAAUUUGGUUUCAGAAUCGUCGUUACAAGACCAAAAGAAAACAAAUUCAGCAACAUGAAGCUGCGUUACUGAGCGCUACCAAACGUGUGCCCGUCCAGGUUUUGGUAAGGAGUGAAGAUGUGUACAUUACGCAACCAAUAUAA